Drosophila subpulchrella is the source of this 4718-nucleotide messenger RNA. It is a transcript of the gene FAM21, whose product is annotated as WASH complex subunit 2. Bases 78 to 4595 code for a protein of 1505 amino acids. The transcript is spliced from 4 exons. Lineage: Eukaryota; Metazoa; Arthropoda; Insecta; Diptera; Drosophilidae. The record is from RefSeq and is a predicted model, not a curated record.
UGAUCACUAGCUUUGCAUUUUGUUUGUUUUUUCAUUGUUAUUAAUUUUUUAAAAAGCGGAUUUGCAGUCGACUGAUAAUGGAUAUAAGUGCGGAUGUGGAGCAGAUUAUAGCCCAAGCUCCGGAUUGGAACUUUGCGGGUGAUUGCGCUCUCCUGGAGCUGAUGAAGCGCAUUUCCCAGAAUCUUCAGGAAAGGGGCGAAAAAACCAGUCGUAAUCUAAGGGACUUCGAGACGAGUGUGAGACAAGUGGAUAUAUCCCUGAACAAUGCCACUAACAGCCUACGAUCGCUGCAAUUUGGCAAUCAGUUUGUGGAGUAUCGGGUGGAGGAGGUGGAUGACGCCGAUUUGGCCAUGCCAGAGGAAAAGAAGAAGCCUGAGCCGCCGCCUAAGACUUCGGAGGAAAUGUCCAAGGAGUUUCUGGAGAACAACCUACGAAUGUUUCGCAAAAACUUUGAGCCGGUGACCAUAGAAGUGCCCGAUUCGGAUGACGAGGAUGCUCCUGUGCACUCAACAACCGUAUUCCGGGCAAAGAACCCUUACGAUGCUAUUCCCCUGCCCUAUGUAAUUGGCACAAAGGAAUGGGAGGAACACAAAUACGCUGGACUGUAUGACAGUAAGGAAAAUAGUGAGGAUGAAAGGUCCGAAGAAUUCUCCUCCAGCUCAUCGGAUGAGAGGGAAUCCGUUCCGGUGAAAAUCACAAAACCAGCGAACAAACCAGAAGAGCCUCAUCUAUCGGACUCCUCCUCACUAGCAUCGUUUGCCAGGGAACCGGCCAUUGUGUCACCAGUUAUUAAACCUGCUGUCCAGAUCGCAGAGCCUGCCGUCAGAACGCAACCGCGUCCCAUCAUAAGUAGUCAAAGGAAUCCACAUGAGAGGGACUUGUUUGCUGCCCUACGGCAAUCGCCGCCUAGCGAUGAUCCGCCGUCCACUUCAUCCUCGCCUACAUCUUCACCAGCAUUUAGGAAUCCUUCUAGUCGCUUGCCAAUAGCGUCUACGGCAUCGCUUAGCUCCAGUAGCAGUAGUCCUGCGCAACAGCCACCAAGGCUUUUCGACGAAGCUGUUUCCACACAAACUCCGAAGGAAACUGAGGUCAAGCCAAGUCAAACUAAGCGCAUGCCUGUAAAUCUCUUCAACGACGAUCAGUUCAAAUCGUUCAUGUCCGAAAUUGUUGACAAAGUCCAGACCAAGACAGGCAGCAAGACAGUUGCACCCGCUUCAACGAUUCCAGUAAAGGAACCACCCAAAGAAAAGGAAUCUUUAAAACAAAACGCAAAGCCUGAGGCACCAAAACCAAUCGCUGAGCAAUCAGUGUCGAAACGUGUAAAUCUGUUUGACGACAGUCCUCCAUUGAGUCCAACUCCAAAGGCAGAGCCUCUUUUUAAUAAUAACAGUAAUUCUUCGGGUGCUAUUCCAAAACGCAAUGAUCAAACCAAAUCCCUCUUUGAUAAUUCUCCUACCACGAGUGCAUUGCCAAAGGAAAAACCUUCGAAGAAGAUAACAAAAACGAAAUCGCUCUUCGAUGACGAUUUGGAGGACGAUGACUUCCUGAACUCCUUUAAACCGAAAACAAAGCCACAAGAACAAAAACCGCUCUCAGAACCAACAUCCUCCCUAUUUGAUGAUGACGAUUUGGAUAUUGAUGAUAUAUUUAUAAAACCAACGGCUCAGCCAAACAAGCUCUCUGAAAAAGUAGCUGGGAAGACUAGAUUAUUCGAAGACGAUGACCAAGAUGAUGUCACUGAUUUGUUUGGCUCCAAAAAGACCAAAGAAACAAGCAAGGAGUUGCCUCCAGAUAUCUCGCCCGAAAAAAUAGUCGAGGAUUCGCCUCCAGAUAUUUCAUCGUACAAAAAGGUCGAUGCUCCAAUAGCCCAAAAGAAAAGCCUAUUCGAUGACGAUGAUUUAUUUGGAACACCGAAGGCUAAGAGCUUAAAUACUAGUGAUAGUACUGGCGUUGAAAUAGAAACAGAAGGGAAACAAAUUGAGAUUGAAGAGGAAUCUUUGAAAAUCGAUAUUAAGGAAAACCAGCCACAAGAAAUAGCAGUAAACUCAUCUGUACCAAUUCAUAGAGAUUCACCUCCCCCAAUAGAAAUUGUAGAAGAGAAAUCUGAAAGGGAAAAAUGGAGGCCGGUUAAGAAUGUUUUAGCGGAACCUAUUCCCAAAUCAACAGAUUUGUUCAAUGAAGAUUUUAGCGAUGAUGAUUCCUUCCUAAGCCCUUCAAAUAUUAAGGUUAAACCAAACAGUGCUAGCGAAACUAAAGAAUUUAUUAAACCAACUGAAGAAAAUACUUUGGAGGCGAAGGAAAAUAUAGCUCCAGUCAAUCCACCCAAGCCUUCAACUAAACCAACUGAUUUGUUUAAUGAAGAUUUUAGCGAUGAUGAUUCAUUCUUGAGUGCAUCCAAGACUAAGGACAAUUCAGUAGGUGCUACAGCAACUAAAGAAAUUAAAAUACCAGCUGAACCCCAGUUGGUGAGUGAGAUUAAGCCAAAAGAGUUACCACAGAAACUGCCACAGAACAAAGUAGAUGAAAUCACAACCAUCGAUGAAAAGGUUGACGUUUUGCCCGAUGUGCUAAGCAAACCUCAAGAAAAUGUUCCCGUUUCCGAAAGUCCGCCACCAGAUAAUGAUGAUAGCAAUCAAGAUCCCAUUAUUACAAUGGUGGCCGAUGCCACUAACAAGUCACCAAAAGAGAUUUCCACCCCAAGAAAGCCUGCGGAUCUGGCUGCUGCACAGCAAAUCAUGCAGAAUUACUCGAAUCUCUUUUCCGACGAACCGCCGGAUGACAGCGAGUUUUUCCAAACACUUGGAAGCAGCGGUCUCAGCAGCCUAAGUGCUUCGAAAAUCUUCGACAGCGAGCAUGACUUCUUUGAACCCGCCUUGCCCAAAAUUCCAAGUGCGACCAAGCCAUCGCCAGUGACGCCUGGAGAUCAACCUUCUUCAUCAUCCGACUACGGCGCCAUAUGUUUGUUUAGUGAUAUCCCACCCGAAGAUGACAAUCAUGCAGGUGAAGAAUCACAGAAGCCAGCUGAAGCUCAAAAAGAGGAAUCAGCAGCAACCACAACCCGAAUACACACAAUUUUCUACGAUGACUUUAGUGAAACAGCAAGGGCAGGAGCAGGGCAGCCAGCUGCUAAGCAGUUUAGCUUCGAUGAUGAACCACCUCCAGCUGAUGAGCCGGACCGUAGUAAGGAUAAGAGUCCUAAGCUACCCAGUCCCACUUCUCCAGUAAAGAAACUAAAAAUGCCUAACAUCAAUAUAAAUGUGCAGGCCUUGCUUCCUGGCUCUGGAGGCCUACCAAAGGUAUUGAGGAAACAAGAGUCUUCGAGUUCUGAAAGAGAGGAAUCUUCAAGCACAGCACAGUUUAAAGAUCCCAUACCGAGUUCCAAGGAGAACGUUAUACCUUCAGCAGAGGGUGGCCUGCAGCAUGUAAACAAAUCUCGCGCUCGAGGACCUGCCAAAAGAAGACCCUCAACCCGUAAGGGAAGAAAGGAAAAUUACGCAAAAAGCUUACAAGACUCUGAGCAGGCCAUAACAUCUUCAACUUCGAUUCAAAAAGGGUCCUCUGAUGAUAAAGCAGAAGUAAAAUACUCUGAGGCUACUUCCGCCAAGGCUCCCCUUCCUCAGUCAGUUAAAGCUGAAAAAAUGUUUUCUGCUCCAGCACUUCCAACCCUAAAUACUACGCCAGAUCUCCAGCCGCUGGAAAGGCCACCUCCGUCUAAAUACGGUGGAUCAUUUUUGGACAGCCCUGAUGAAGAUGAUUCCUUCUUUAAUUCUGUUGCGACACAUGAAGUUCCUUCUGCAAAGACAGUUGGAGGCAAACAGGGAUCUGAUCCACCCAAGUCAUAUCGAUCUUUUUUGGAUAGUCCUGAUGAAGAUGAUCUUCUAUUCACUCCGUUUGAAAAUAAGAAGGCAGCUGAAAGCGCCUUUCCACAAGCAGUUUCCAAAGAGCCACCAAUGGAUCGGCGCCAGUUAGAGAAGACCUCGGGACCGACCAAGUUAAGGAACUCUUUUCUGGACAGCCCAGACGAAGAUGAUUCGCUAUUUAGUCCAGUCAAAACAGUGGCUGCACCUGGUGAUCGGAAUGCUGCUGCCGCUACAGUAGAAAGCAAGGAGGUUUCUGCAAAGGUGGCACCUCCUCCUUCCAAACUCCCAGACACAGCAAAGGCACAAGUUAAGGCCAAGCCACAAGCUGCACCAAAACUGUUUGAUGACAGCGAUGAUGAUGAUGAUUUGUUUGCCAGUGCAGCUGUGCCAGCAUCUGUGGCCAGUGUCCCAGUUACCAACAGGACUAAACAGCCCACCAAGCCGGCGGCGGCUUCUCUCUUUGGCAGCGAUGAUGAAGAACCAGAGGUGUCAGCCAAGAUUGCUCCUGUCAAGAAGUUGCCCGUAAAGACAAGCAAAAGUCUGUUUAGCGACGACGAUGAUGAUGAUGACCUUUUCGGAGGGGGCUCGAAGACCAAGGGCAGUGCUACCAAAAAAACCAAACCAGUGGCCAAGGCUGCGCCCAAAGCACCCACCAGUAAAGCCGCAACGGCGACUACAAUCAUUCCCUCUAAAUCCAGCGAUAAUCCUUUGGCCGAUCUGCUCGAUUUCGAGUAAAAACAUGAAUGCCUUUUAUUACAUAUAUUUACAGUUUUUGAUCUGUGGAUGGUUAGACUGUCGAUCAGAGUAUUGUUAUCCGUAUUCCUAGUAACUAUAAUAAACAAUGAAUGUCAAUGUCGA